AUGAAAUAGGCUAGAGAAAGCAGAAACUUUUAUAAUCAUGCCUCAAACUCCAAGUUCUAUGCAGAAGAGGCAUGCUAUCCUCAUUAUCAUGAUUACUGCAGAUAAGGUUAUUGCAUAUAGCCAAAAAAUCACAGUUAAAACUGUGUGAAUUGCUAUUCAAACAGUGUCAACUACUCAGACUCGAAAACAACAACGACGACCAAUUAUCCGCGAUCCACUAUGACUCCUUCAUCUCAUCACAACUUAUUCUCCUACGACAAAGCUUAUCCUAAACUCAGCAAAAAGCAGUACUUUGAGAUUGUGGAGUUAGAAAACUAGAUCAAACUCAUCAAAGAGCCCAAGAAACCAAGCACAGCCUACCAGAUAUUUGAGAACAAGGAAUUUAAUCUGGUUAAGAAGCAGAUGCCACACUUGCAGAGCAAGGAGAUCUCAGAUUUUCUGUAUCAACAGUGGAAGUUCCAACUUGACAACUCUGAUAAAGAAAUCUAUUUUGAGAUGGCAAAGCAGCAAUCUUAAGAAUACUUCCAGCAACUCAAACAGACUAUUUUCGAGAAGAACCUGCUAAGAUAGAAGAUAUAUGAUAUCAAGUACAACUGUAUCGAUAAGGUUGUUGCUUCAAGAAGCAUCCCUCACACAUUAUAGAACUAGUCAGCAUCUAGCAAUGGCUCAUAAGGAGCAGUCAAGCCAUCAGGCAAGCUAAAGUUUAUGUCUGCCUACAGAUUCUUCAGGAGGGAACUUGUCCCAAUAAUGAAAAGCACUCACCCAGAAAUGGAUGGCAAAGAUCGCCAGAAAAUGAUUAAAGAUCAUUGGAGAGAACUCAAUGACAAUCAAAAGUAUGCUUAUGUAUAGAUGAGUAGAGCUGACAGAGAGAAAGCUCUUUACAUUCACAAGUUGUGCAGAAUCAAGAACGAUCUAAUGAAGAACAACCCUGAGCUAGUGGAACAGAGAGAUAUUGUUGGCAGAAUUGACUAAAGAAUAAAGGAGGAGUUAGAAGACGUAUCUGAGGACAGCUCUGAAUUUGAGUAGAGCUUUGAUGACAACGAGGAGACUGAUUACAAAGCUGUUGGAAAAGUUAAGACUGAGGGCAAAGAGUGA
Molecule: messenger RNA, 1095 nt
Organism: Stylonychia lemnae
Lineage: Eukaryota; Ciliophora; Spirotrichea; Sporadotrichida; Oxytrichidae
Source: the annotation of a GenBank genome assembly